This is a messenger RNA of Vitrella brassicaformis, 7718 nucleotides long. The record is from the annotation of a GenBank genome assembly. NCBI's taxonomy places the organism in Eukaryota, Vitrellaceae.
UUCCAUUAUCGCACACACGAGACUGCCCGUCCAUCCGUCACGUCUCACUUUACUGAGAUGCGUCAGAGUCUGUCACACACUGCCCUCUCUGCCCAGACAACCCUACACAUACACGAGUACGGCCACAGACGCUCCACCGGGAUUGUAUAUCAAGGAAUUAGCAGCGCCCCAUCUCACCGCACACCAGCAAAGCUAAGCAGCGUGGCCUUCGCCCCCGCCGACAGCUCUCAAAACAUUUAUAUCGACACAUCGUCAAGCUGUCUAUCUGUCUGUCUGUCUCUCUCUCUGUCUCAAAAAGGCCAAGGUCCUCUCUCUGUCUGUCUGACUGCCUGAUGGCUGAGUAACCGCCACGGGCGAUAGACAGCAUGAGGCGAAAGCGCGUGUGUGGACACGCUCACCACAGAAACAAAGAUAGAUAGACAGGGUGCGAUGUGCAUAUGGACACCGAGCUACUGCUGCACAGUACAGUACAUGAAGUUGCUGGCUGUGUGUCAUUCGUCCUGCCGGCUAAUGCCCGGCGGAUGAACGACUUCACCAAGGCCAUAUCAGAUAUGCCCAUGAAGAUGGCCUCCCUCGCCGCAUCGAUCAGUGCCGCCUCCAGUCUCCCCUUAUCAGACCCAUCGCUGUCUUGGGGCGGCUCCACCAGCAGUGACAUGCUCAUGCCUGAUAUCCCAUACUGCACACACACGAAUGGAAUCCAUGUGCCGCAUUCUGUGUGCUGUGUGUUGUGUGUUGACUGACCUCUUUGAUUUUGUCGAUGACGUGCUGCAGUUUGCCGCCGUGCCGCUGCCUCUUGUCCUCGGCCAUCAUGCCCAUCUCACGCUCAAUGGCCGACACCAGACGACCUGCGUCCCACGACUGGCCGGCAGCCAGGCCUUCUCCGUCCCCCCUCACACCAUCCCCAGGUGGCCACUGGACGGCCCCCCGCCGCUUGAGUGACUGCAGGAAGCGCCGCAGCUGCGCUAUGAUGACGAGUGCGAUGCCCUUGUGGAGGCCGAGGUCGCGGCCGAUGUCCUCACACGCCGCCACACUGUCGAUGUCAUCCAAGAUGUCCAACAAACUCACCGCCAAACCGAUCUCCGUCUGACCCGACAUGACAACACACCGACAUGACAACACACACAUUCAUCCCGACUUCACUCAUGUGUGUUGCUCGUUGCUGACCAUGAUUCUGUCGGCUACGCGUUGCAUGUCGGGUGACGGGUUGGCCUUGAGCAGCUCCACCAGCUGACCAUUCGUCAGCUCAUCGAACGGAAUCAUCUCGCCCUCCCUCUCGCCAUCCCCGUCGCCACGUCCACCGUCCCGCCCUUCGUGCGUCGGCCCAUCCACCAUGCGAAGGGCAGCGGCCGGAUCUCGUGUGUGCGGGCCAUUGGCUGGCGAGGGGGACUGCGUCUGCGGGACCACAUCGGCCGCGUCUCGACUCAUGGGCUGCGGACGGGGCGGUGGCCGCAUCGUCAGGGCGAUGUUGGGUGCCUCAUCGCCAGCUGGAAGCUGCUCGUCGUCCGCCGCCUUGAGCUGCUUGGGCCUGGGUGGUGUGGCGUGCGCCUGACGGGGGUGCUGGCCGAGCUGUUUGAUGAAUCGGUUGGCGGCCUCCUUGACGCCCUCGCCGUCACGCUGCCCCACCAUGGCCGGCAGCUUAUGACGCACAAACGAGUCGACGGACGCAAAGCUCAGAGCUGGGACGGCCGCCAGCAUCGCCCCAAUGUUGUGACCCACUUGGCCGUACACGCGACAGAGGACCAUCCGCUGGGCGUGUGUCAUGGGCUGCUGGUCCUCAGUGCCGUCGGUGUCCAUCUCCCGCUGGCGGCAUGCCCAAGCGGCAUCGAUGGCCGCCCCCAUGGCCUCCCUGGUGGCCGCUGAGAGGGGCACCGACUGCACUGGGGUGCCGGGCAGGACCACCUCGACGGCCAGCUGUGUCAGCGCAGACCCACUCCUGAACCGCAGACAGAGGGGCAUGUCGGGAUGGGCUCGGCCGAGUGCCUCCAGCUGCUGGUAGAAGUGACGAAUCAGGUCCCCCUGCUGGACCGGCGUCACACGAGGGCCGCAACCGGCCGUGCGAUUCGUCGGCGGUUCAGGCGGAGCGUCUUGCUGUAGCCGACUGGGAGUCUUGCUCUUGAGGAUAGGAUUGCGGUCGAGUCUUCCGUCUCUGCGGCGCCGUGGCUUGGUGUCACGGCGAGCAGUAGGGUCCAGAGGCACACCGGCUCUCACACCAGCCUGACGGAGCUGAGGCGCCUGUCGCUGUUUGCCAGGCAGAGGAUCGUCGCCAUCGUCGGCACUUCUUGCAUCAGCCGGGUCGCCAUCCAGCACCGCCGCACGCUCGGACGUGUGGGACUGCCUCUUCAAGAUGGCCCGUAGGUGGCUGAUGGCGGCGCCUUUGGCCUCUUCGUAGCCCAGCUGCUUGACGGAGAAGCUUUUGGUCUUCUCCUGACCGCUCGCCUUCCAGCGGGCUUCCCAUGUGUUGUGUGUCUUGUCGAACCUCACGCGCUUGACGCCGCUCUGGUGCUCAGAUCUCCGCUUCAUUGCCGCCCGACCGGUGCGGUCCAUCUCGAGACGAUGCUCCUCGGCCAACGCCUGACGCACACGUGAGAAGAAUAGAGGGUGAGAUGGAGGCAGGGUGCUGCGAUGCGAUGUCGGUACCUUUGCUUUGUCGAAUCCGUGGUGCUUGACAUAGAAGGUCUUGCGCUUCUCCUUGCCGCUGCUCUUCUCGUACCACUGCGCUAUCCACGCCUGGUCCCUCGCAGACCACGAGACGCCCGACACGUGCGACUGGUGUUCGGCAGCCUUUCGUGUGACGGCCUCGCCCUUAUCCCUGGCUGUCGUGUUGGUCUGUGGCCUCGGCUGCCUCUCGAUGGAUGGUUUGCUGCUGCUGGCGAGAGCCGUAUCUCUGCGGCGUUGCUUUCGAGAGGGGCUGUGGUCGGAUGACUCGUCAUGCAGCGAAGCCUCUGGCCCCACCGCACCCCCCCCCCCUGCUGCUGCCGGUCGAGCCAUGAGAGGUCGAUGACGCUCGCAUGAUCGCCGAGUUGGUCACGGUGGAUGGUGUUGCGGUACGCCACACACAGGCGAAGAGCCUCGAGGAUGCUGUCACGGGAGUUGGGGUCGUCGAUGACGAACUUGCGGAAGCCAAGGUACUUGCCCUGUUUGUAGAAGUAGGCACCGAAACGUCUCGGUGAAGCCAUACAGACGCCCACCCUGACGGGACGCCAAAGAUAGGAUGCGAAGAUAUGUCGCUCCCCCUUGUCGUGUGUGUUGCUCACCCUCCAUCGGCGGGCGGACAGGCGUCGUUGAACCGUCGUACCAGUCGGUCCACCAGGGCCGUGGCAAGGAAAGCCCCAGUCAGCCCAUCCAGGUUGGGGUCGUCGCGGACUCUCUUGCGGCCGACGGCGUUCCGCUUGCCGGCGUGACGACAUGCCGGGCCAUCCCCCUCCUGAGCUCUCCCGCGACGCAUGAGAGGGUCCGCCCUCUGUGCCCUUUUGCUGUGCCUGCAUUCCGGGCAGAACCACUGGCCCUCCGGAACAGCCGUGAGGUUGAUGCAGUAGGUGUGGUAGGCGGCAGAGCAACGCCGGUUGUCACACAGGAGGAGAAACUUCUCGUUGUCGCCCUUGCCGCACUUCCAGCACCGCACUGACUCAUCCGAGCCACUCCUCGCCUCAUCCAUCUCGCCGCUCUGCGCCUUUGCCGCCUCACCGCCGCCCACGCCACUCAGGUCAUUCCCCUCGAGCGGCUGUUUGUGGCAGUGACUGCUCCGUUUGGGGAGGGGGUGGGGCGGUGGGCGCGGGCGGCGGCUGUCAUGGGACUCGCUCUCACGUCCGUCACCACAGAACGACGAUGAAGAGCCCCGCCGCUCUGAGUCUGAGGAUGAGGCCAUGGCGGCGUCGCGGCUGGGCGGACUGGGUAGUGGCGUGCGGCUGCGAUGUCCGACGGCAGGGUGGACGUCGCCAUGAGAGGCUGCCGUUACCCCUGCAUUGGCCCGUCGGUAUGCUAUGGCCGCACUCAUCGCAUCCUCGUAGCCGAGCUGCUUGACGGAGAAGGACUUGAAGUUCUUCUUGCCGCCGGUCCGCCAGUCGUCGGUCCACGCAUUGCUUCUUUUGUGGUAGUAGACGCCCUUGACGCCGCUCUGGUGCUCAGAUCGUUUCCUGACGGUCGCUCGUCCGAUGCUCUCCAUGUGCCUCCUGUCGAUACUGGGGCUCGUGACGUCUGCCACAUCACCACUGUGGCGCUCCACCGACGGGCCGUCGGUUGCCCUAUUGCCGACGAGGCGGGUGAACAGGGGAAGGCUCUCGUCGUCGAAUGACUCAUCGCGAUGGCCGUCGUAUGGAGAAUGACCCCUGGCAACUCCCUUGCUUGGACGCUUCGAGACCGAUAUGCCGACGCUGCUGUCGCGCAUGUGGGUAUCGGAGCCCUGUGCUGUGUGGCGCGACGACUGAGGGCGACAGGCAGAGUGGACGGAGUGGACGCUUCCCUCAGAUGUGUAGUGCCGCUGCAACAUGGCACAUCUGUGGUUGAUAGCGGCAUUCUUGGCGCCCUCAUAGCCCAACUCAGCCACUGAGAAGGACUUGCGCUGCUUCCUGCCGCCCACAUGCCAACAGGCGAUCCACAGGUUGGUCGCCUUGGCGUAGUGGACGCCUCGCACGCCGCUCUGAUGCUUCGAUCUCUUUUGCAACGACGCCUGGCCGGUGCGCUCCAUCUCGAGACGAUGCCGCUCGGCCAACGCCUGAAAGAAACAAGCAGAGCAAGAGAGGUUCUGGCUUGGGUGUGCUUCCUUCUUGCUUGUUGCACCUUUGCUUUGUCGUAGCCAUGCUCCUUGACGUAGAACCGCUUGCGCUCCCUCUUGCCGCUGCUCUUCUCGGACCACUGCGCUUGCCACGCCUGAUGCUGUUCAGACCAUGAGACGCCCCUCACGGCUGACUGAUGCUCGGCAGGCUUGCGGGCGGCGGUCUUGCUCUUGCUGGCCCUUGGCCUCGAUCGGCCGUCGGGUGAGGUAACGUCGCCAUAUCCAUCCAUCUCACUAUGACUCGACUCAUCACCAUCGUCGCCACUGGCACGAGCACUCGCCCGGCUGCCGACUGCGUGGUUGUGCAGCUCCUGUGGCUGUAGGCUGACCCGCUGGACGUAGAUGGUCGCUGCAGUGUCGCCGUGGUGGGCAUGGCGGAUGAUGUUGAGGUGGUGGGCCGCUUGCGCAAACGACUGAAAGAUGCGCCGUGAAGACGUCACGUCAGACACCCGAAAGACACGCUCGUCGUGCAUGGCCUCUCCGUCUGGUCGAUAGGCCGCAAAGCUGGCCUCCUCGGCGCGCCACUCGAGACCAAAGCUGCAUGGCACACACAUCAACGAAAGGUCAAUGGGUAGCCCAUUCCACCAACCAGAGUGCAUGCCUUGCGCCCACCUGGCGGUACCUUCCUGGUUUACGUCCACGAGCUGCCGCCUUGCCUGCUCCACCAGGCUGGCCGCCAGCGCAUGGCCGCCCGCCUCACUCAGCUUCGCCGACAAACACCGCUCCUUCCCACCGCCCGACUCGUCGCGAUGGCGCUUGGCCGCUGGUCGGUCGAUGAGCAUCUCGCUCUCAGAGCACGACGAGUCGGCUACUGGCCGCUCACUGACACGAUGCGACGACCUGCCUCGGUGACGGCGCCGGGGCCGAAUGUGGGGUGGCAUGGGGACGUCGGUGCCCAGUGGACGGUCACUGGGACUCUGAGACACAGGCCGUAGCGGCAUGGGUUUGCGCCUCGCUCUCCUGCUGCGGCGCAUCUGAGGGCCAGCGGAGCCGUGGGAGCUGAUGUCAUCGAGCCAGCUGAGGUCCAGGGGGACGGCGGCCUCUCCCUCACUAGCCGUGCUCAGACGGUUGAGCUCCUCGACGGCUCGGCGAAAAGCGUCCAUGACGGCCGAACGGGAGUCGAGGUCGACCACCGGCACAUCGACAAUGCGCUCAGUCGCACCCUCCCCGACAGAGGACGGCACACGGACACGGAAGCUGCCCUUCUGCCAACACAACCCGCAUGACCUGCCCGAAAGAUCCGACCCCACACACACACCACACACGUGACAAAUCUGGCCCUUCCUGUCUUCCCUUGUCUUGUCUUACCCGUCGCUGCUGAGGACCUCAACGAGGGCAGCAGCCAGGUCGCCGCCCUCCAUCCCACUUACACCUGGCCUGCUGCUGGGGGGGCCGUGGCGGGGCGCCGAGUGAAUCGCAUCAUCAUCUUUGGGGGGACUGCGGGAAAGGCUCUCAUCUCUCGUCGCCCCUGCCUCUGAAGUAUGGCGCCGCUGCUCCAUCUCCCGUCUGUGUGCGAUGGCCGCCUGUUUGGCCUCCUCGUAGCCCAGCUGCUUGACGGAGAAGUACUUGCUCUUCUUGCUGCGGCCCUCACGCCAUUCGGCAGUCCAGUAGCCGCCGUACUUUUUGUCGUAGCUGACGCCCCGCACGCCGCUCUGGUGCUCCGACCGCUUUUUGACUACCGCCUGGCCGGUGCUCUCCAUCUCGAGACGAUGCUGCUCGGCCAACGCCUGGUGCACACGAUACACACGAGGAGAGCUUGAGGAUGGCAGUUGGCGUCCCUGUUGUCAGUCAGUACCUUUGCUCUGUGGACGCCGUGCUCUUUGGCCGAGAAGUGCUUCCACUUGCGACCGCUCUUCUCGUACCACCACACCUCCCAGACCUCAUCCUUGGGACGCCAGCGGACGCCCCGCACAUUCGACUGAUACAUGCCCUCGCUGGAGUUGGGCUGCUCAUCCGCUGAGGGGCUCCUGCCGAGUGGAUGUGUGAGGCGAUGCUCCUGGGAAGGGCUGCGAUCGACGGCCUCCUCGAUGGCGGGGCCCGCCGGCUGCGCCACUUCCCCCACCCUCGCAGUGGAUCGUGGCUUGUGACCGUCACGAGGCUUCCUGCGUGCCUCCUUCUCGGCUGACACAACUAUGAGAACAACACAGACAGCCACAGUCAGUGGAUGGGCGCCGGUCGAUUAUUCGAGUGCGGCUCUUGUCGCAUCCAACGUGCGUACUUUUGUCGUCGUGUGGUCCGUCGUGAGAUGCAUCAGCCGCCCCACCAGCGACAGGGGGCGUGUGCGAGUGGUUGGCUGCAUCGGCGGGCGGCGCUUCGUUGGCGCGGCCAGGGAAGCUGCUUUCCCCUGCACACACAACAGCACGCACACAACGAUCUGCAUCAUGCCCUCGAGUGUCUUCCUCCCUGCCCCGGUCUUACUUGCAGGUUUCCACUGUGUGACGAUCCGCUCGACGCCAUCAAUGACAUCCGACACGCUCUCGAACCGAUCGUCACUGUCUGCCGUGCCGUUGCGGACGGCCACCAGCAGGUCGCUCAGCAUGCUCGUGUCCCAGCCCCUCACCACAUCGUCACGCUUCACAACCGCUCGCACCCACACCGGCGGCCGGUCGGUCCCUCCCCCCUCUCCCCAUCAUGCCGUCACCAAAUACCGCUGGCCGUCGCCCUCGCCGGCCACACUGAAGUCCACACCUCAUACUCAGCCGAGUACUUGCGGUGGCCGGGGAUGCCCUUGUUGAGCAACACAUCCGCCAAGGGGAUCGGCCGGCGGCUUGACGUCCGCUCCCUGCUGUGGGAGGGCGCCGGAGGCCCCUCGCGCUCACGUGACCCGCCGACUGCUUUGCUCUUCGGAUCGCGUGGCUCGUGAUGGUGAUCGGCCGACGACAUGUGCUGUUCUGCUGUGCUGGUGUUGCCAUGCGGUGCCCCUGUGGGUGGGCCUGCGUGUGCUGGU